UCCCUCCCUGCCUGCCUGGUUCCUGCUACCUCCGGCGCUGCUUCUCGGGGCGAUGGGGGCGGCGGUGUUCUUCGGCUGCACCUUCAUCGCCUUCGGGCCGGCCUUGGCCCUGUGCCUGCUCACCGUGGCCGGGGACCCCCUGCGCGUCAUCAUCCUGGUGGCUGGGGCCUUUUUCUGGCUGGUCUCCCUCCUCUUGGCCUCAUUGAUCUGGUUUAUUUCGGUCCACCUGAGCGACCGGGAAGAUGGGCGUCUACAGUACGGCCUUCUGAUGUUCGGGGCGGCUGUCUCGGUCUUGCUCCAGGAAGCCUUUCGCUUUGCGUACUUCAAGCUCCUCAAGAAAGCUGACGAAGGGUUGGUGACCAUCAGCGAAGACGGCCGGUCUCCCAUCUCGAUCAAGCAGAUGGCAUAUGUGUCGGGUCUCUCCUUUGGAAUCAUCAGCGGGGUCUUCUCCGUCAUCAACAUCCUUGCGGACUCCAUUGGGCCAGGCACCGUGGGAAUCCAUGGGGAUUCGCCCCAUUACUUCAUCACUUCAGCCUUCCUCACGAUGGCGCUGGUUUUCCUACACACAUUCUGGGGCACGAUCUUCUUCGAUGCCUGCGAGAAGGGCCGCUACUGGACUCUGGCGUUGGUGGUCGCCAGUCACCUGGUCACGUCCGGCUUGACGUUUCUAAAUCCUUGCUACGAAGCCAGCCUCAUCCCUAUCUUCAUCAUCACCUUCUCCAUGGGGGUCUGGGCGUUCUUCACUGCUGGAGGUUCCUUGCGGAGCAUCGUCACCUGCCUGUCAUGCCGGCGAAAGGAAGCUGACCACGUGAUGGUCUACUCUGCGCUGCAGCUUCCUGUGGAGGACUGAGCCCACCCUUUUUUUGGCAUCCUGGAUCUGAGGAUGUUCUUGAGGACCACCCAAGUGCCCUUCUGUUGGCUGCAGCCUCGCCAAUCAAAUCCACGCCUUCUCUCUUCCCUCCCUCCUCUGUCUGGGAGGCACAAGUCCAGAGUUGACCCUCCUGGCCCAAGGGAUGAUUCCUUUGGCCCGAACUGGCAGCUCUGAUGGCAGGAUGAUAACUACUCC
This is a messenger RNA of Lacerta agilis (Sand lizard), 1066 nucleotides long. RefSeq names its product aph-1 homolog A, gamma-secretase subunit (gene APH1A). Gene Ontology annotation, molecular function: protein-macromolecule adaptor activity. The record is from RefSeq and is a predicted model, not a curated record. The transcript has 7 exons. NCBI's taxonomy places the organism in Eukaryota, Metazoa, Chordata, Lepidosauria, Squamata, Lacertidae. The coding region runs from base 53 to 850 and encodes 265 amino acids. Gene Ontology annotation, cellular component: membrane; gamma-secretase complex; endoplasmic reticulum. Gene Ontology annotation, biological process: Notch signaling pathway; Notch receptor processing; positive regulation of catalytic activity.